CUGAAUUUUGUAAAACCUUUUUGUGCUCGAAAUGGCGGAGACUACAAACGUGCUUAACGCGCUUAUUUUUGAUUUUUUGAAAAAAAGUAAUAUAAAACUUGCUGCCCAAUUUCAGAAAGAAACUAAGGCGGUAUCUUUGGCCAAAGGUUCGCCUGUGCUUAAUGAACUUGUUUCAUAUUAUUUCAAAUCAGGUCCCAAAGCAAAACAAUUAAAAGUCAAUGCACCAGAAAGUGAGGAUUCCAGCAGUGAGGAAGAGGAAACACAAAAAUCUAAGGCGGUGGUAAAUGGGAAUGUAAAAGUAACUAAUCGUCCAAUUAAAUCACAUGAAAAGGACAGCAGUUCUGAAGAUUCUUCAGAUGACGAAGAACCACUUAAAACUGUUAAACCAUCCAUUAAACCUAUUCAAAAGAGAGCAGAGAGUUCUGAUGACUCCUCUUCUGAAGAGGAGAAAGUAAAAAAACCGCCAGUGAAAUCAAUACAAAAACAAGCACAGAUUCCAGUUAAAUCAGCAGUAAAAAAAGGUAGUUCCGAAGACUCUUCAGAAGAUUCAUCAGAUGAACCAGAGAGGGCUCCUGUUAAAUCAGUUCAAAAGAAAGAACCGCCAGUACAGAAGCAAAUUACAAAACAUGUUCAAAAGAAAGAAAGUAGUUCAGAAGAUUCAUCUGAGGAAGAAGUCAAAAUGGCAGCCAGCAAACCAUCUCAAACAAAUCGACCACAAAAUAAGUCUCAAAAAGAGGAAAGCUCUGAUGAAAGUUCAUCCGAGGAGGAGGCCCCCAAAAAACCAGUUUUGAAAACACUAGCUAAACCUUCAGUGGAUAUCAAAAAAGCUGAAUCUAGCUCCGAGGAUUUCUCUGAUGAGCAUGAAUCUGUUAAGAAAUCUGUUACAAAAUCAACAGCAAUAAAAAUUCUACCACCAAAAACACAAAAGAAACAAGAAAGUAGUAGUGAGGAUAGUUCAUCAGAAGAAGAAGAAGCGCCUAAGAAAACUAUAAAUCCCACUCCAGUAAAAGCAGAACCAGCUCAAACAGGUGUGAAGAGGAAAGUUGGAAGUAGUUCAUCUGAAGAAUCGUCAGGUGAAAAACCAUUAGUCAAAAAAUCUGCAGUUACUCCUGCAAGAAAACCUGUUAAUGUGGCGAAAAAAGUAGAAGAAAGCAGUUCGGAAGAUUCAAAAAAAAAAUGUUCAAAAAAAGAAAGCAGUUCAGAUGAUACAUCCAGUGAAGAAGAAACAGCAGAAGUCAAAAAACUUGCUCCAGCGCCACAAAACAAAUCUACAGCAAAGAAAGAAGUAAGUAGUUCUGAAGAUUCAUCUGAAGAGGAACUGAAGAAAGCUGCUUCCAAACCACAAUCUGUAACUAAAAAAUAUACUUCUACUAAAAAGGAAAGUUCAUCAGAAGAUGACAGUGAUGAUGAAGAUGAAGAUGAAAAGCCAGCUUUAAAAAAGAUUUCUGUCACCUCUACACUCAAAAAGUCUGUUAAAAAAGAGUCAUCUGAUGACGACGAAGAGGAAGAAGCAAACAGCGCUCCACAACUACAAAAGCAACGAAGUGUACAACAUGAAGAUGAGAAUGAAGAAAGUGAAUUGAAAAUAAAAAAACCCAAGUAUGACAAUUUUGUUAAAGCAGGCCAUAAUAAAAGUUUUGAUGGAAAUGACAAGCAAAGAAAUAUUCCAUUCCGCCGUGUCAAGGAUGAGGAGGUAUUCAUUGAUCCACGAUUAAAAGAUAACUCAUUUGAAGCUAAGGGCGAUAGAAAUUCGUUCGGUAGCCGUGGUGGUAGAGGGAGGGGAGCUCGAGGUGGCUUCCGUGGUGGAUUCAACAACAGAAGUUCUGACGGCGGCGACAGAAAUAGCUGGGGAGGAGGAAAUAAUCGUGGGGGUGGAUACCGCGGUGGCAGAGGAGGAAACCGCGGCGGUAACGAUAGAGGAGGCGGUAGGGGUAACUUUAGAAAAUCGUUUGGCGAUAAUGAUAGGGGCAGUAGAGGUGGGAGGUUCAGUAAUGAUAGGGGCGGAAGAGGAGGGUUCAGAGGUGAUCAGAGCGGCAGGGGAGGUGGUUUCGGUAACAAUUUCAACGAGAGAGACAGUUUUGGUGCUAAGUCUGCAGAAAAUAAGAAAAUUACUUUCGACGAUUAAAUGGACGGAUUUUUAUGUUAAAUUGUAAUGCAAGAGGAUCCUGGGGCGAGAAGGCAAAUUAUGAUUUGAAACAUACUCGCGGAAAAUCUUUUAGACAUGAGAAAACGAAAAAGAAGAGGGGAUCCUACCGCGGAGGCACUAUCGACACUUGUAUUAAUUCCAUUAAAUUUGACUAGAUGAUUAUCAAAUGGUUUUUUAUCAUAAUUACUGUAAUUUAUAUAACUAUAGUUAUUUAAUUUAUUUUAAGGUAUAAACUCUUCAAUUGUGCGGAGGAUAUAUAUAUAUAUAUAUAUAUAAAUAUAUAUAUAUAUAUAUAUAUAUAUAUAUAUAUAUAAUAUAUAUAUAUAGUAAACUGAUUGAGAAAAGAUUUGUGACCUUCUUUGCUUUAACGAUUUCUUGGCCAUCCUUGUGUCAAUUAAAUAACAUGUUUUGUUGAUAAUACAACAUUCCUUUGAGAUUUGAAAAUUUAUAUUCAUUUAAAAAAAUGUAUAUAGAAUAAAUAUAUUCAGCCUCAAUAUUUAUCAUUCUCUUAAGACCUGUCAAUUGUCGGAUAUUUGCUCUUUGCUGUUAAUUAUUAAAUUUAUUCUCUUGUUUAAACUAAAAGCUCUUUUUAAUCGUAACUCAAUUUUCAACUACUUUAUGUCUACACAGUCUACAAUGUUAUUGUGCAAUCAGGAAUUAUAAUCCCAAUAGAGAUUCUUUUACCCACACCUGAUUUGUGAUUGUGAUCGCACAUGUUAGCCUUGAAUUAAUAAAAAAAUUAAUUUUUUUCAUACUUGCUGGCAGUUUUAUAAAUACAGUAAAGUGUUUUUCUUCUGACUGAGGGUUUGUAUUUUUUUACAAACAAGCCCCAUAUAAACUUAUUUUUGUGAAAAGUUUAUCAUAGUUGUAUGUUAAAAUGGUGCCUUCUCAUUUCAUAACUAUACUUUAGGUUUUAUGUAAGUGUAAAAUAGUAUUUCUGUGUGAUCAUUUGGACCUGCAUUUUUACAAUUAUUUACAAGUGCUGUAUCUUGUGGUACUUUCUGUGAUUCACAAACAUUGUACCGGAUCUAAACAGAAAAUGCGUCUAGAAUUGUUCAAUAUUGGAUAUUUUUAUUAAACAAUAAAUAUUUUAAAAC
Molecule: messenger RNA, 3243 nt
Organism: Diabrotica balteata
Lineage: Eukaryota; Metazoa; Arthropoda; Insecta; Coleoptera; Chrysomelidae
Source: the annotation of a GenBank genome assembly